AUGGAGGACCCACCGUAUGUCGCAUGGAUGAAAGAGCAGAAGAAGCAGGGGAAGCCGUCCCCUUCAAUCAAGCGUAUGGCAAAGGCCAAGCGUGACUCCGCCGGCGCAUCCACUAGCGGGGGCGCACGGCGUGACUACGACGAUGGCGCCGACACUGACGUCAGCGACGACGAUCUCGAAGAGAUCGUCUCGGAAUCAGGCAGCGAAGCCGAUUCCGACAACUACAAGGAUGGGAGCGACGACGACGGCCAGGAUGAGGACGGCGGCGAAGAGGCAAGCGGCGACGACCGCAACACACGCGCGUCGAAGAAGGAGAAGCGCCCGCCUGCACCGCGCAAUAAGCGGCAGUGGUCGGACGCCGAGCUGGCCACCCUCGCGGCCGCACGCUGGAACACAAAGGACGAUUUGAAAGCGAUGCAGGUUAAGCAAGGGAGUCAGUACUGGAUGAAACAGCGUGCACACAUCGUCGAAGGGGACGCCUCGUGGAACCGCGAUGAGGGGCAGAUGUCGAACGCGUGGAAACGCCUGGAGAAAAAGUACCUAAAAACGAAACGUUGUGAAGGGCAGAGCGGCGGGAAAGCGAUCAAGAAAAAGCCGUGGUGGGAGUACGUGUAUAAUCUCAAGAAGCACUCGGCCAAGGCGAAGGCUCACGCAAUGGACGGAGGAGGCGCCGCCACCGUGGACGUCCCUGCUUACGCCCCGGUGCUCGGCACCACCGAGCGUGAGACGUCGGGCCCAUCGUCUCUGGGACUCCAGCGCGAUCGCCGUCGGGCAAACCGAACGCCAGAAGCUGGUGACACUCCGCCACCCAAACGAAGGCGGGUAAACGAAACCGCCACUAUGGCAGCAGCAAAGCUGGUGAGCGAUGCCAUCAACUCCACCAACGCGAACGUGGCUGGCGUGCGAUUGCAGAUGGCCACACCGCACGCACAACAGGCUGCGCCUCAGACGACGCCGGACCUCACGCCACCUGUUGACACUACCGACGCCAACAUGGCGUUCUCGGAGGAGGUGGCGGAGCAGCCCGAGCCUUAG
Messenger RNA from Closterium sp. Naga37s-1, 1035 nucleotides. The record is from the annotation of a GenBank genome assembly. NCBI's taxonomy places the organism in Eukaryota, Viridiplantae, Streptophyta, Zygnematophyceae, Desmidiales, Closteriaceae.